GAGAGAUGCGAGGAGGAAAGGAUGCUGCUGAGCUGCACUUUGCUCCAGUACUUGGCACAUCCUUUGCAGUACUGGCCGUUUCCUGAGCAGACAUGCUGCCUGCCUGCCUGCUAAGCAAUGCAGCCAUUCCCUGCUGCUCCCUUUGCAGGAAGAUGGAAUCGUAGCCGAGAGAGAGAGUGAGUGAGUGAUGCGGCCGCUGCACACAGACUGGCUGUGAGGGAGAAAAUUGGAGAGACUGGAAUAUGUGCCUGCCUCAGCAGCACUGCAGUGGAAAAGCCCCUGACUGAAUGCAUGCAGGUUUACUGCUCUUUAGGCAUUGCUACAGAGAACUCAGGAGUCAGAUGAAAUGCAUCGGCCUCCUUUUUCACUGCUUCUCUAUUGUCAUCGUGCAUUAAUUGCUGGGAGUUAUUUUCCUUCCUGUGGCUGACUGCCUGCAUCUUUUUUCCUACUGCAGGAGGAACAGUGAGGGAGAGAGCACACCACCAGCCCGGCGUCCUGUCCCACAAGAAGGCUCCUGCGUGAUGUGCCAGCCCAGUCAAGAGCUGCUGCAAUGGUGCAUAGAACCUCUGGAACACCUGGAUUUGGGAUUAUCAAUGGUUUAUAAAGUGGUCCCAGACUGCAUCUAGCAACUACCUGGAGACGCUGGCUGUCCUUUGGGGCUUACUGACUGCUUUCAAUUUUUCCUCUCGUUACUGCUUUCACACUCAUCUGGGUCGACAGCAUUUGAGUGAGGGGAAGGUACUUCCUCGGCAGGAAUCGGAGGGUGCUGCACGGAAAGUGCAGGGGUGAGCUCUGGAGGGGACUGCAGUCUGACCAGCCAUGGCUCAAGCAGCUAAGCAGCUGAAGAAAAUCAAAGAUAUCGAGGCUCAGGCUCUGCAGGAGCAGAAGGAGAAGGAGGAAUCCAAUCGCAAGCGCAGGAACCGUUCUCGGGACCGGAAGAAAAAGGCUGAUGCUGCAACCAGUUUCUUGAGAGCUGCAAGAUCUGGGAAUCUGGACAAAGCCUUGGAUCACCUCAGGAAUGGGGUAGAUAUUAACACCUGUAACCAGAAUGGGCUGAACGCCCUGCACCUGGCCUCCAAGGAGGGCCACGUGAAAAUGGUGGUGGAGCUGCUGCACAAGGAGAUCGUCUUGGAGACAACGACCAAGAAGGGAAACACAGCCCUGCACAUCGCUGCCUUGGCUGGACAACAGGACGUGGUCCGGGAGCUGGUGAACUAUGGGGCCAACGUCAAUGCGCAGUCCCAGAAAGGCUUCACACCUCUCUACAUGGCAGCGCAGGAGAACCACCUGGAAGUUGUGAAAUUCUUGCUGGAAAAUGGAGCCAACCAGAACGUAGCCACAGAGGAUGGCUUCACUCCCCUAGCUGUGGCUCUCCAGCAAGGACACGAGAACGUGGUUGCUCACCUUAUCAACUAUGGGACAAAGGGUAAGGUGCGUCUGCCUGCCCUGCACAUCGCAGCCCGCAACGACGACACUCGCACGGCUGCCGUGCUGCUGCAGAACGACCCCAACGCUGACGUCCUCUCCAAGACUGGAUUCACCCCUUUGCACAUUGCAGCCCACUAUGAGAAUCUCAGUGUGGCCCAACUGCUGCUGAACCGUGGAGCCAGUGUCAACUUCACACCCCAGAAUGGGAUCACUCCCCUCCACAUUGCUUCCCGCCGGGGCAACAUCAUCAUGGUACGGCUGCUGCUGGACCGCGGGGCCCAGAUCGAGACGAGGACCAAGGACGAGCUGACCCCUCUCCACUGUGCGGCACGCAAUGGACACGUGAGAAUUGCAGAGAUCCUCCUGGACCACGGGGCUCCCAUUCAAGCCAAAACCAAGAACGGCUUGUCGCCCAUCCACAUGGCAGCCCAGGGCGACCACCUGGACUGCGUGCGCCUGCUGCUGCAGUACAGCGCCGACAUCGACGACAUCACCCUGGACCACCUGACGCCCCUGCACGUGGCCGCCCACUGCGGGCACCACCGCGUGGCCAAGCUGCUGGUGGAGAAGGGGGCCAAGCCCAACUCCCGAGCCCUGAACGGCUUCACGCCCCUCCACAUCGCCUGCAAGAAAAACCACAUCCGAGUGAUGGAGCUGCUGCUGAAGACAGGAGCCUCCAUUGAUGCUGUCACAGAGUCUGGCCUGACCCCCCUGCACGUGGCUGCCUUCAUGGGACACCUGCCCAUCGUCAAGACUCUGCUGCAGCGUGGAGCCUCUCCCAAUGUGUCCAACGUGAAAGUAGAGACUCCUCUACACAUGGCAGCCAGAGCUGGGCACACAGAUGUGGCGAAGUACCUGCUGCAGAACAAAGCCAAAGCCAAUGCCAAGGCCAAGGAUGACCAGACUCCUCUGCACUGUGCUGCACGCAUCGGCCACACUGGCAUGGUCAAACUCCUUUUGGAGAACAACGCCAACCCCAACCUGGCCACCACAGCAGGGCACACGCCCCUGCACAUCACUGCCAGAGAGGGGCACAUGGACACAGCCCUGGCCCUGCUGGAGAAGGGAGCCUCACAGACCUGCAUGACCAAGAAAGGAUUUACCCCUCUCCACGUUGCAGCCAAGUAUGGAAAGGUGGAUGUGGCAGAGUUGCUGUUGGCACAUGACGCCCACCCCAAUGCAGCAGGGAAGAAUGGCCUGACUCCACUGCACGUGGCUGUGCACCACAACAACCUGGAGAUUGUCAGGCUGCUGCUUCCCAAGGGCAGCUCCCCACACAACUCAGCCUGGAAUGGGUACACCCCCCUGCACAUCGCUGCCAAGCAGAACCAGAUGGAAGUGGCCAGCAGCCUGCUGCAGUAUGGGGCCUCUGCAAACGCCGAGUCUAUGCAGGGAGUCACUCCCCUGCACCUGGCUUCCCAGGAGGGCCAUGCAGACAUGGUGGCACUGCUCUUCUCCAAACAAGCCAACGGCAACCUAGGCAACAAGAGUGGCCUGACUCCUCUCCAUCUUGUGGCCCAAGAGGGGCACGUGCAGGUUGCGGAUGUUCUGGUGAAACAUGGAGUCACAGUGGAUGCAAUGACCAGGAUGGGCUAUACCCCGCUGCACGUGGCCAGCCAUUAUGGGAACAUCAAGCUGGUGAAGUUUUUGCUGCAGCACCAAGCAGAUGUCAAUGCCAAGACUAAGCUGGGCUACACCCCCCUGCACCAAGCGGCCCAGCAGGGCCACACGGACGUGGUGACGCUGCUGCUGAAGCACGGCGCGUCCCCCAACGAGAUCAGCACCAACGGCACCACUCCCCUGGCCAUCGCGAAGAGGCUUGGCUACAUUUCUGUCACGGACGUGCUGAAGAUUGUCACAGAGGAAACCGACAUCCCGUCAGUCGGCGACAAGCACCGCAUGAGCUUCCCAGAGACCGUGGACGAGAUUCUGGACGUGUCCGAGGAUGAAGGCACUGCUCAUGUCACAGUAAUGGAGGAAGAGCUGAUUGCACCAAAGCCCAAGACACCUGAUCUCAGAGACCAGGAAGGCAAAAGAGAGAUGCUGGAGUUCAUGACAACGACACUGGAGCAAACGGUGGAGUCUCCAGCUGUCCUGCAGGUCCCCUGCAUCCCACCUGAAACUGUGGUGACCAGAGCUGAGGAGACUGAGCAGGUAGGACCUGUGGAGACAGAAGCUGAGCAAGUCAGCCUGCUGCAUGCACCCUCGGUGUCCCCACAGGAGCCCUCCAAAGAGUUCGAUGAGGACUCUCUGAUCCCCAGCAGCCCUGCCACUGAGACCUCAGACAACAUCAGCCCAGUGGCCAGCCCCGUGCACACAGGGUUCCUGGUGAGCUUCAUGGUGGAUGCUCGUGGUGGCUCCAUGCGGGGCAGCCGGCACCACGGGCUGCGCGUGGUCAUCCCGCCCCGCGCCUGCGCUGCGCCCACCCGCAUCACCUGCCGCCUGGUGAAGCCCCAAAAGCUCCCUGCACCCCCACCCCUGGCUGAGGAGGAGGGUCUGGGCAGUCGGAUCAUCGCUCUGGGGCCUGCUGGUGCCCAGUUCCUCAGCCCUGUCAUCGUGGAGAUCCCACACUUUGCCUCGUACGGGCGUGGGGACCGUGAGCUGGUAGUGCUGCGCAGCGAGAACGGCUCCGUGUGGAAGGAGCACCGCAACCGCUACGAGGAGAGCUACAUGGACCAGCUGCUCAACGGCAUGGAUGAGGAGCUGGAGAGCCAGGAGGAGCUGGAUAAGAAGAGGGUCUGCCGCAUCAUCACCACCGACUUCCCUCUCUACUUCGUGGUCAUGUCCCGGAUUUGCCAGGACUGCGACAUGAUUGGCCCUGAGGGAGGGUGUUUGAAAAGCACACUGGUGCCCAUGGUACAAGCCACCUUCCCAGACACUGCUGUCACCAAAAGAGUGAGGCUGGCCCUGCAGGCACAGCCUGUGCCUGACGAGCUGGUGACCAAGCUGCUGGGGAACCAAGCGACCUUCAGCCCCAUUGUCACAGUGGAGCCGCGACGGAGGAAGUUCCACCGCCCCAUCGGCCUCCGGAUCCCGCUGCCACCAUCCUGGAAGGACAAUCCCCGAGACAGUGGCGAGGGGGACACCACCAGCCUACGUCUGCUCUGCAGCGUGAUCGGAGGGACAGCCCAAGCUCAGUGGGAAGACAUAACAGGCACCACAAAGCUAGUCUAUGAAAACGAGUGCGCUAAUUUUACCACCAAUGUGUCUGCCAGGUUCUGGCUGGCCGACUGCCCACGCACGGCUGAGGCUGUGCACUUUGCCACCAUGCUGUACAAGGAGCUGACAGCCGUGCCCUACAUGGCCAAAUUCGUGGUGUUUGCCAAGAUGAACGACGCGCGGGAAGGCCGGCUGCGCUGCUACUGCAUGACUGACGACAAGGUGGACAAGACUUUAGAGCAGCAUGAGAACUUCACCGAGGUGGCCCGCAGCAGGGACAUUGAGGUGGUAGAGGGAAUGCCUUUGCACGUGGAACUCUCAGGGAACCUGGUGCCUGUCAAGAAGGCUGCUCAGCCCCGCACCUUCCUCUUCCAGUCCUUCCGGGAGAAUCGUCUUGUCAUUCCCAUCAAGGUGCGGGACAGCAGCCGGGAAGCCAGUGGCUCCCUGUCCUUCUUGCGCAAGGCCAUGAAAUACGAGGACCUCCAGCACGUGCUCUGCCACCUGAACAUCAGCAUACCACCCUGCACCAAGGGAAGUGGCAGUGAUGAGCGAAGGAGGACACUGACACCGCUGUCUCUGCGGGAGCGAUACAGCAUUCUAAGUGAGACCAGUUUUGGCUCUCUGAGCAGCACAGACAAGGCAGACCAGAAGAUGGUGGACAUAGCAGAACAGCUGGGCCUCAGCUGGGCGGAGCUGGCACGUGAGCUGCAGUUUGGGGUGGAUGACAUCAACAGGAUACGUGUGGAGAACCCCAACUCCCUUCUGGAGCAGAGCAUAGCCUUACUCAACCUCUGGGCCAGCCGUGAGGGCAAGAAUGUCAAGAUUGAGAACCUGUACACGGCGCUGAGGAACAUCGACCGCAGCGAGAUUGUCAACAUGCUGGAGGGCUCCGGCCGGCAGAGCCGCAGCCUGAAGGGAAGCUGGCGCUACACGGACAGAGACUACUCCCUCUCACCAUCCCAGAUGAAUGUGCUGCCAGGUUACGCUUCACUGCAGGACGAGCUGCUGUCCCCUGCCUCCCUGCAUUACACACUGCCAUCCCCGCUGCGUGCCGACCAGUACUGGAAUGAGGUGGCCAUCAUGGAUGCUAUCCCCAUGGCUGCCACUGAGCAGGAUGCCCUGAUGGAGAUGUCCGACAUGCAGGUGUGGUCCUCGGGGCUCACCCCCUCGCUGGUGACUGCUGAGGACUCCUCUCUGGAGUGCAGCAAGGCUGAGGACUCGGAUGCCACGAGCGAAGGCCGGUUCCCAGGGCAACUUCUAGCAGAUGCUCAUGGCCCAGACCACAUGGGCUCUAUGGACCUGGUUGAGGAUGACACAGUGGACUCAGAUGCCAUGAAUGGCCUGAUUCCGGGCUGCGGGGGCAGGAUGUGGGCUGUGCUGGCCCAGCUGCUGAUCGCUCUGGUGCUGCUGGCCUUCUUCCUGGUCAGCUGCCAGAACGUCAUGCACAUCGUCAGGGGCUCUGUGCGCUUCCUGCUCAAACACGCCCACCGUGAGCUGGACAAGGAACUCGGGGAGAGCCAGGGGCUGGCGGAUGACGAGGAGGCUCUCUCGGCCAGAGUCGUCCGCCGGCGGGUCCUGCUGAAGGGGAACGAAGCCCUUCAUCUCCCUGGAGAGCAGGUGACUGAGGAGCAGUUCACAGAUGAUCAAGGCAAUAUCAUCACCAAGAAGAUUAUCCGGAAGGUGGUGCGUCAGCUGGGCCCUGGUGACAUGGGUGACAGGCAGGAACAGGAGGAGCUGAUCCUGGAGGGCUCCCUACAGGAGCCCCAAGACCUGGAGGCCGAGGACGAUCACUUCAUGAAAUACUCCAUCUUGCACCGGGAUGGUCUGGGCGCCAAGGAGGAGGUGCGAGUGCGUGUCCCGAAACCAGAGGUCUCUGGGGGCAGGAUGGGGGCUCAGAUAGUGAAACGAGCCAGCCUGAAAAGGGGCAAGCAGUGACCCCUCAAAUGGCCUCUUUUGAGGAUCGCACCUCAACACCAAACCACUGAACUUCACACACGUUCUGACACAUACCUGAGAAGAGAGGAGAGGAGAGCAGAGAGUGGAGGGGAGCAGGGCUGGCUGUACAUGUUUCUAUAGGCUAAUGGCAUGAUUUCUGUAUGAGAUAUACUUCCCGUCCUAUCCGCAUGACUGACUGACUGCAAGACGCAUGAGCUACAGUACUUAAAACAGAUGAGGGGCCUCCAUCCUUGCCCCGCUGCUGCCAGGAGCCCAGAGACAGCACCACACGCCAGGGGCAUGCUCUCAACUCCUUUGGGAGGCAAGAGCUGGAGCAGAAGAAAAGGAGAGGGGAAGAGAUUCCACCUCCGUGCGAUUGCGUGCGUAGAUGCAUCCCCAGGUCUGUGCUCCAGCUGCAAGAGGAAAGCUGGGACAGCAUGGCACUGCUCACCGUGGAAGGAGAGGUGCUUGGCCCCCCUGCAAAUGCCUGUGCUGCCUCUGCUGGACUUGCUUCUCAUCCCUCCCUGUGAGUGUUGGGUUUUGGGGAGGGCAGCAGUGGCCAGAGAGGGCAGGGGGAGGCUGCAGGGAGCGCAGCUGCCCUGGGCAGAGGGACUGGUGCAGGGCUGCCCUUCCUCUCCCCAGCACGUGCAAAGUCUCCCAUCAGGGCAGAGCUCUGGGCUGAGCACUGAGCUCGUUGCUUAUGUUGAAAGUGUAAACUGUACAGCAAUCAGCCUUGUGUAUAUGAACCAAUAAAUACUAUGCAAACCCCUAGGGACACUCUAGCAGUAUGUACAAAGCACUGACAGCUCUGCUCUCAUAUACCUCUUCAGGCUGCAGGAUGGGCAAAGCCUUUGGAAGGUGUGAGCAGCUCUGGUGAAUGGAGCAGGAAGGCUAUAGGAGUGAGAGGGCAGCAGCCUGCCCCUGUCCUGUGCCCCUCUGCCUGAGCCUGGCCCCUUCCUGGCCUGAAGAGGGGGGGCUAGAGGUGCAGUCCCACGGUCCAGCCCCAGUUUGUGUUGGCUCCAGCUGGGUUGAAGCUGUAGGCCUGCGUUGAGGUGCUCGGGGCCCAGGGAGGAUGUGCAGUGAGAGAGAGCAGGAGGUGCUUGUGCCACACGUGGGGUUGUGCCUAGCUCUACUCAGCACAAUAUCUGCUCAGGAGAUGAGCCAGGAGCUAGCAAUAGCCAGCAGCCGUGCAAUAAGCACCCCAGGCAAGGGCUUUGCAGGGACCUGGCCUCCCUGCAAGGGGGGUUAACAGCCCUGGACACUGACUCUCCCGGGACCAAACCCAGAGCCAUGGGAGCUGCUGCCCCGGUGGCUGCAUUUUCUCCAGGUGGAAUCUGCCUGAGCCCUGGGGGCUGGGGCGGGUCUGGGGGCUGCAUUUUCUCCAGGUGGAAUCUGCCUGAGCCCUGGGGGCUGGGGCGGGUCUGGGGGCUGCAUUUCCUCCAGGUGGAACCCGCCUGAGCCCUGGGGGCUGCUCUGGCAGGAGAGCCGUGCUGGGCAGAGCUGCCCAGGCAGCGCAGAGCUGGGCACUACAUUGAUCCUGUUGUAAUACUUGACCCCAGGAGCGCAGGGAGAAGGUGGUGGCGCUUGGUCCCAGGUCCCCCGACCCUGUCCUUUACCCAGCUGAUGUGGGGACCUGGCCUUUGUAGCACAGUGAUGUGGGGACCCCCUGCUCUUUCUCCUGGAAGUGGCCACGGAGCUGCUUUGCAGAGUUUGAGUUUGUCCUCUGUGGCCAGGUGCGGAACGGGCGCCCCUCCAGCUUCAGGCUACGUGCUGGUGGCCUCGGCAGGGCAGCCCUGCCUUUCAGUGGGUGCACAUCUGCCAGGAGAGCCCCUGGCUGCCCUGCAGCCGAGAAGAAGCCUCGCUGCAGCGAAGCGACUGACCCAGCUUAGCCUUGGAGAGCAAAGCAGUCCCCUCCCCGCCCCAAAGUUGAGCCAUAGAGGCACAGACUCUCCAUCCAUCACCCUUGCUGCGUACAAUAACCUCCCUAGACCCACUGCAACAGCUGACUCCGUAGCAUCACCCUAGAGUUGUGUGUGGGUCCAGUGCUUUGGCCUUGUGUAUGCCGUAGGGAAUGUGCUGUGCUGCAACCGUGCCAGGCACCUGCAGUGACAUUGCUUCGCGCUCAGAUUGCUUGUAGGGCUGGUAGGGGGAGGCUGCACCCGACAUUGAGCCUAGAGAAUGCUGCAGUCUGCACACUAGAAGCUUUUUAGAAGUUUUAAAAAUUACUUUUAUUUUCUUUUUUUAAUUGUUAUGGAAACAAGCCUUUUGGAUCUCCCUGUCUUAGGCCCUGAUGUAUAGAUCAUUUCCCUGUACACCAGCUAUCAGACUAUGAAUUAAUAAAUAAAUCAACACAAA
Molecule: messenger RNA, 8877 nt
Organism: Motacilla alba alba
Lineage: Eukaryota; Metazoa; Chordata; Aves; Passeriformes; Motacillidae
Gene: ANK1
Product: ankyrin 1
Exons: 45
Coding region: 820-6522 (1900 amino acids)
Biological process (GO): signal transduction
Molecular function (GO): protein binding
Source: RefSeq, a predicted model, not a curated record